Molecule: messenger RNA, 1209 nt
Organism: Microtus oregoni (creeping vole)
Lineage: Eukaryota; Metazoa; Chordata; Mammalia; Rodentia; Cricetidae
Gene: Tm2d2
Product: TM2 domain containing 2
Exons: 4
Coding region: 109-750 (213 amino acids)
Source: RefSeq, a predicted model, not a curated record
UGUCGGCGAACUCCGCGCCGACGCAGAGGCCUGACAGCGCGGGUCUUGGGUCGGUCGUGGCGGCCUGGCUUUGUUUUUAGGCCAGGUCUCUAGGACCGGCCCGGGAAGAUGGUGCUGGGGGGUUGCCCUGUGAGUUACCUACUGCUGUGCGGCCAGGCGGCCUUGCUGUUGGGGAACCUGCUGCUGCUGCACUGUGUCUCUCGGAGCCACUCGUUUAAUGCCACGGCCGAAGUGGAGCUCACACCCUCAGGUUCCGCUCACCCGGAGGGUCCCGCAGCCCCGAGCUGGGAAUACAGCGACCCCCAGUCUCCGGUCAUCCUUUGCUCUUACCUACCCGACGAGUUUGUAGAUUGUGAUGCCCCAGUGGAUCACGUUGGAAAUGCAACUGCGUCCCAAGAGCUUGGUUAUGGUUGUCUCAAGUUUGGGGGUCAGGCCUACAGUGAUGUGGAACACACUGCAGUCCAGUGCAGAGCCCUGGAUGGAAUUGAGUGUGCCGGCCCCCGGACCUUUCUACGAGAAAAUAAGCCUUGUAUAAAGUACACCGGACACUACUUUAUAACCACGCUGCUCUACUCCUUCUUCCUGGGAUGUUUUGGCGUUGACCGGUUCUGUUUGGGGCACACUGGAACAGCCGUCGGGAAGCUGCUGACCCUGGGAGGACUCGGGAUCUGGUGGUUUGUCGACCUGAUUUUGCUCAUCACUGGAGGCCUGAUGCCCAGUGAUGGCAGCAACUGGUGUACUGUAUACUAAAGCUGCUGCUGUCCCGUGCUGGCAAGGAUAAAAGUGCUUGGCUGCCCGCCUACUUAUUACAAACUCCAAAUCCUCCUCAGGGCAACACUGUCCUCUUCAGAAGUUCGGACUGAAUUUUUCAAUCCAAACCUUACCUUUCAGACCAGAAAUGGCUAGCAGUGUCGUGGGAGUCCAGUCGUCCCUUUCUUCAUGUACAAACUAGCAAACUAAUGACUUCUCCCCACAGAUCCUCUUAAGUGCUCCAUUUCUGUGUGGCUGGAUCAUGAGGGGGACCCAACAGGAUAAACGAAGUGCAUGUUUAUCCGUGCACAGCCUUUCGUGACCCUGAAUUUCUAACCACAGGUCAGAAACUGUGCCAAUGAGAAAUCUCCAGAUGACAUAGAAAAGACUGUGGAUUUAAUACACACCGAAAUUCUGACUCUGUGAAUUUAAAUUACAGAAUAAAGUGUUAAAGCCUCA